Molecule: messenger RNA, 566 nt
Organism: Thamnophis sirtalis
Lineage: Eukaryota; Metazoa; Chordata; Lepidosauria; Squamata; Natricidae
Source: RefSeq, a predicted model, not a curated record
CAGGAAGUGACGAGAAGGCGUUUUGUGUUAGUUGGGGAGGGGGGAGAGAAAUAGACCAGGAUUGUUUACUACGACGAGGAGGCCGGCAUGAGUUCCCUGCGGGAAGAAGAUGAUCCUUAUGUGGUCGAGGAGCCCAGCGAUGAGGACCCAGCGCAGAGCAGUUCUGAAGAUGAAGUGGAUGUGCUUUUAUAUGGCACCCCAGACCAGAAGCGUAAACUGAUACGGGAGUGUCUCACAGGAGAAAGUGAAUCUUCUAGUGAUGAUGAAUUCCAAAAGGAAAUGGAAGCUGAACUUAACUCCACCAUGAAAAAUAUGGAAGGCCAAUGGAAGUCACAACUUCCAGGUGAUGCUUCUGUUGCUGGUCAGUCUGGAACUGUCUCCACUUCUAAGUAUUAUGAUGACAUUUAUUUUGAUUCCGAUUCAGAUGAUGAAGAUGUAGGAGGUUCUGCAGAAACCAGGAAAAAAAGAAAACAUCACCAACGACGAAUUCCAACUAAUGAUGAGUUAUUUUAUGAUCCAGAAGAAGACAAUAGAGAUCAGGAAUGGGUAGAUACGAUAAGAAGGAG